Messenger RNA from Podarcis lilfordi (Lilford's wall lizard), 17523 nucleotides. The record is from the annotation of a GenBank genome assembly. NCBI's taxonomy places the organism in Eukaryota, Metazoa, Chordata, Lepidosauria, Squamata, Lacertidae.
AUGCAUCAGUGCGAUAUGAUGGGUGACCUCAAGCGCACAGUCACCCAGUGCGGGUGUGUGGCUGGUUUAUAAAAGGUAAAGGGACCCUUGACCAUUAGGUCCAGUCGUGGCCGACUCUGGGGUUGCGGUGCUCAUCUCGCUUUACUGGCCAAGGGAGCCGGCGUACAGCUUCCGGGUUAUGUGGCCAGCAGGACUAAGCCGCUUCUGGCGAACCAGAGCAGCGCACGGAAACGCCAUUUACCUUCCCGCCAGAGCAGUACCUAUUUAUCUACUUGCACUUUGAUGUGCUUUCGAACUGCUAGGUUGGCAGGAGCAGGGACCGAGAAACGGGAACUCACCUGUUGCGGGGAUUCGAACCGCCGACCUUCUGAUCGGCAAGUCCUAGGCUCUGUGGUUUAACCCACAACACCACCCGCGUCCCUUGGCUGGUUUAUAGGCCCCCUCUAUCACAACGGGGUGUGUGGGAUGCUAGGGGAAAGGGUGGUCCCUCUGGUGGGGACACAUCCUGCUCCUCCUGGGGUCAUUUGGCCUCCUUUGCGCCCCCCCCAUCUCACACUUUUUUGGGGGUAAAGUUUUUAUUAGAAAUUUCAACAUAACAUUUUAUCAAAAGACAUAUCAUAUCGUCCCCCCCCUAUUUUCCCCCUUCCCCCUCCCGAGAAAGAACCCCCCCCCAACUUCCCUCAGCUCCUCUCUCUGGUUUUUCAAUACCUGUAAUUCUCUGCAUAUCAUAAAAUUGUAAAGAACCUUAAUUUAUCUAUCUAUAUGUUGUUAAUAAUAAAUAGGUGCAUGUUUAUUCCAAACCUGCCAAGGAGUCCAGUUCAUUUUGUUGUUUCUUUAAGUACUUUGUAAAAGGUUCCCAUUCUUCUUUAAAGUCACAGUUGUCCUUGUCACACAGUUUGUGUGUCAAUUUCUCUAAUUCCGCAUAGUCCAUCAGUUUCUCUUGCCACAGUUCUUUGGUCAAGAUUUCUUCAUUCUUCCAUCCUUGUGCUAUUAAGACUCUUGCCGCCGUUGUCGCAUACAUGAAAAUGUUCUUAAACUUCCUUGGCAGGUCUUUUCCUACAAUCUCCAAUGCUUCAGGUUUUUAAACAAAUGUUAAUUUCAUCUUGCACUUGAAGCUCCUACAAGCUGUUGGCACACAACAGCGGCCACAUCCCGGGAACGGAUUCGACUGGCCGGCUAAACCAGGUGAGGGUCGCCAAUAGGUCUCAAGCCCUCAGACCUUCUCAAACCAUCAGACCCAUCCAGCACGAUAAAUGGUCCAGGAUGAUGGGAGUUGUAGUCCAACAACAUCCGGAGAUAUACCAGUUCCUCACCCCCCAAAUUUAAAGCAACUGCAUUUACAGCCAACCUUUUCCGUGAGGGAGGGGUAGUUAUUUUUCUGAUCUGCACGCUGAAGAAUUCUGUGUAAUCUGGAAGACUGCAUCAUCAUUCAUGAUCACACUGACAGCGCAAUUCUAUCCAUGUCUACUCAGAAGUAAGUUUUAAUUCAUAAUAAUAAUAAUAAUUUAUUAUUUAUACCCCACCCAUCUGGCUGGGCUUCUCCAGCCACUCUGGGCGGCUUCCAACAAAACAUUAAAAUACAGUAAUGCAUCAAACAUUAAAAGCUUCCCUAAACAGAGCUGCCUUCAGAUGUCCUCUAAAAGUCUGGUAGUUGUUUUUCUCCUUGACAUCUGGUGGGAGGGCGUUCCACAGGGCAGGCGCCACCACCGAGAAGGCUCUCUGUCUGGUUCCCUGUAGCUUGGCUUCUCGCAGUGAGGGAACCGCUUACUCUCUGGUAAGCAGGGUUAGGACUGCAGCCUAAGACAGAGAAUCAGAGAAUCAGUAGAGUUGGAAGGGAUCUCCAGGGUCAUCUAGUCCAACCCCCGGCAAUGGGGGAUUGAGCUCGUUUUCUCCUGCUCUGGAGGAUAGGACUCGAAUCAGUGGCUUCAUGUUACAAGAAAGGAGAUUCUAACUAAACCUCAGGAGGGAGUUUCUGACGGUAAGAGCUGUUCAGAAGUGGAAGGGACUCCCUCAGGAGGUGGUGGACUCCUCCUUCCUUGGAGGCUUUGAAGCAGAGAUUGGGUGGUCACCUGUCAUGGAUUCUUCAGCUCUGAUUCCUCCAUUGCAGGGGGUUGGACUAGAUGACCCUAGGGGUCCCUUCCAACGGUACAAUUCUGAUUCUAUAUAAUAAUAACGCAACAGGUUUGGGGGAAUGGUUUUGAUGAAAGGGCUGGUGCCCUGCUAUUUUUAUUGUAAUUAUUUGUAUGGUUUUAAUAGCAUAUUUUAUUUUAAUAGACUAUUCUAUUAAAUAGAAUAUUAAAAUUUAAAAGAAUUUUCUAUUAAAAUCAUGCAAAUAAUGUAAGCAUAAACAAAUAUCUCUGUCUAUACCCAUCAAUGUCUGAUUGCUUUUCAAUUGCUUUUUCUCUAUGUUCAUAUUUUUAAUCUGUAAACUACGGAGGGUGGAAGUACAAAUAAAAUACAUUUUGCUGAUUUGGACGCUUCACCCGACGAACUUCUGCCUGCCCGCCCAGCAGCCCCAGGCGCGGCAGCCUCUUGCAACCGGAAAGCAGCGUCGCCGGCUCCGCAAGGAAGCCGCUCUGGGCCUCCGACGGGGCCGGAGCGCCGCCCGAGCAGAGCCGCCCAGGGUGGCCUCGGCCGGGGAAGAGGCGCGGCGGGCGGGCGGGGGAACGUGGCCAGGGCGGAACGGAGCAGCGCCGGGAAGCCGUUUCCACGCCGAGGGGAAGGAUUUCGCGGCGCGCCGGCGUCCCCUGGAGGCGCCACGUGGGCGAGCAGGGAGGGCGGAUCAGGCUGGAUGCGGAGGCGGAGAGACAGCUGAUUGAUUGAUUGAUUGAUUGAUUGAUUGACUGAUUGGCAGUCAGGAGCCUGGGGGGCCGCUCACCUGCCAGCUCGGGUCCCCUGGAGCCCCUUUCCUUCCUCUGCCAGGUAAGCCCAGAUGCCCCCCUUGGGAGUGGACUUUGUGGGGGGCACUUCGCCCUGGGGUGCGGGGUGGGGCUCGGGGCAAGUGGGCGGCAUUGGGGCGAGGCUGCUUACGCGCAGAGUUUUGGAGCUUUUCUCAGGGAGAAGCGGAUCGGACCCUUUGCAAGGACAGUGUCACCCCCGAGCAACCAAGGCUCCAUUCCGCUUCUUUUUAAAAAAUAUUUUUUUAUUAAAUUUUCAGUUCUGCAAUUCCAAAAAACAUUUUACAAGCUUUAAAAUAUCCAGUGACUUCCCUUUCUUUUCUCCUUCCACUGUCCAUUUUACAUAUCAUACAUCCCUGCGUGUUUUACUAUAACCAUUCAAAUCAGUUUUCCACUUUUACAUCCGUCAAAAAUUAUUUACUCUGCUGAAUUUAUCUUAAUGCUGCCAGCGUUUUCAGCUGUAUACAGUCAUCUUCCACAUAUUCAAUAAAUGUUUUCCACUCUUCUUUGCUCCAGCCUGCUACUUCUGUUUUUUGUCCCACUUCUGUUGAGCUGUAGCUUGAGGCUGCCCCUCCAGAGGGCAAUAAUCUGGUAACAUGGGGAAGCAUCUCAGAACAAAGCAGAACGAUAUGUAUAAAUUGACCAUUAACACACUAUUGUUUUUCCAGUCAGUCUGGAGGGGCACUCAGAGAAGGCUGUGAAACUUUGGAGAACCACAACUUCUCCAUUCAUGUAGAAAUGCGCUGUUGUUGCAUGCGAUGUUUUGCAUUUACGUCUGUGCUCUUUCCAGCGCUUUCCACUAGUUGGAUUGUGUUUUAGUUGAUGCUGCCUUUGGAAAAGGUUGCUGCAGUCACUAAUCUGCCGGUUGUCUUAGGGCGCAGGAGGCGAAGAUGCAGUCCAUACGCAGCUGCAUCGUGGGAGGUCUGAGGGUGUGCUGUUGGCGGCUUCCACGCUGGACCCUGCAACCGGCUGGACCCUGUGCUUGGGCUUCCACCAGGGGCUUGGAUCCUGAGGUGCCCAGCAGAGAAGCAAAGUGCAAGGGAGGCCUGGAAGAUUUUCAUGCUAAGUUGGCAGCAGGGCCGUCAUUGCAGCAUUUCCUACAAGACGCUGGACCUGUGCAGGAAACUCACCAUUUGCCGGCUGAAGCAGUGGAGGACUCAGCACCCUAUCUUGGCUCCAGAACCCUGGCAGAUGCCCCAAGAAAAGGUCUGUGUUGCUGCCUUGCUUUGUCGUGCCACACAGCACCACACACCUUCCGGAGCUGAGGAUUCCUCUGGAGAUUGGAAUUGCAGAUCCUCAAUUCUGGUUUUGCAACCUGUGUGGAAAGGAGGGAGAUUCGAGUGGGCUGCAGGUGGGGAUGGCCAGUUGAGUCCUGAUGCCUUUGCCAAUGUCAUGCUCCCUUUGAUUCCCAAACUCAGGUGCGAUGUGUCAAGGGAAUUGCAUUCACACAGCAGACAUCACAAACAUGCUUACAAGAUUAUAAUUUAGGCCUAAACACUUUGGAAAGAAAUGCUUGAACCACAGUUCUCUCUCUAUAGAUACAGCCUCUUGUGUGUGCUUUGCAGCUUUAAAUAUCUUUAUUGCAUAAACAAACACCUUCCUCACGAAAACACAUUAUUUUUGCUAGGCUAAUCAGAUAUCUGCUUGGAGAACACAGCUAAUCAAUUAUAGCGGUAGAUUAUCUUCCUUCCUCAAACACCAGCAUACAGCACAAUAAGCAUGGCUUUCUAUUCUCUGGUUAGAAAUUAGUUGGGGACGAAGACUGUGGAUAAGUCUUAUUUCAGUUGCCAGCUGCAAAACAGGUAGAACCAUCCACCCAUAUCAUGGGGUUAUCGUAAAGAUGACAUUUAAGUAUCUUUGCCGUGUUUCAUAAAUUGAUGGUUCAGUUUUUGAUUGUUUUCAUAGAAUUGUAGAGUUGGAAGGGGCCAAUGGGUUAUCCGGUCCAUACCCCUGCAGUGCAAGAAUCGGUGAUGGGAAUGGGAGACAGAGCUGUUUGAUCCCCUCCCCAAGAAACCCACUCUUUUCUCCUCCUUCUUCUCCUCCAUACCCCUUGCAGUGUACCUGGAGACUUAUGGCUGUCAGAUGAAUGUCAACGAUACAGAGAUCGCCUGGUCCAUCCUCCAGAAAAGUGGCUACCUGAGGACCAGCAGACUGGAGGAGGUAAGCUUGGCCUCCGCAGUUGUUUGUGGCAGAGAACUGAGAGUGUGGGGAUUUAUGGCAGUUGGAGAAACACUUGUGAUUUUCCGGUUUCGAAGCCCGUGGCACAUGUUGCCCAGAACAAUGGCUCUCUUCCACCUUGAGGGCUAGAAAGUUUGCUUUUUCUUUUUGAAACAGAAUGAUCUGAGUCUGAGGGUUUUAGUUUGGCACUAGAGUUCUGUCCCACUUAGAUGGCGCAUUUGGCCUCGGAUGCUUCCCAUCCGGUUUUAGAAAUAUUUUUUCUCCCUUUCAUUUAUCCCCUUCUCCUUCUCUCUUCCAUUAGGCAGAUGUGAUUCUCCUUGUCACAUGUUCAAUCAGGUACGGAAGUAUUAUCUGGUUUCCAAAAGGGGUGCAACAGCGGUAACCCUCGCUUAUUGUGACGUGUGUUGGUGUCCUUCGGAGAAAUAGUUUCCUAGCCCUGGCAGAAAAGCUGAUCCUUUGCUGCUCCUCAGGGAGAAGGCUGAGCAGACAAUCUGGAACCGUUUACGAUACCUCAAGGCUCUGAAGUCCAAGCGGCCCCGAUUGCAAGCACCCUUACGGAUUGGGAUAUUAGGUAAGGCGAAACGCCACAGCAGGGGGGAUUGGCAUUGGGUAGGGCAUAUGAAGGGGGAGAGGGUUUAUUGUUUUGUUCUUGCUCUUAUUUUUAUUAUGCACUUUGUGUUUUUAUCUUGUAUUUUUAUGCUGUGAACCUCCCUGAGAUCUACAGAUGAAGGGUGGUAUACAGAUUGAACAAAUAAAUUAGAACACAGUGAAAUUAACGGUUGUUGUUGUUGUCCAGUCAUUUAGUCAUGUCCAACUCUUUGUGACCCCAUGGACCAGAGCACAACAGGCCCUCCUGUCUUCCACUGCCUCCCACAGUUUGGUCAAACUCAUGUCUGUAGCUUCGAGAAGACUGUCCAACCAUUUCGUCCUCUGUCGUCCCCUUCUCCUUGUGCCCUCCAUCUUUCCCAACAGCAGGGUCUUUUCCAGGGAGUCUUCUCUUCUCCUGAGGUGGCCAAAGUAUUGGAGCCUCCGCUUCAGGAUCUGUCCUUCCAGUGAGCACUCAGGCCUGAUGUCCUUCAGAAUGGAGAGGUUUGAUCUUCUUGCAGUCCAUGGGACUCUCAAGAGUCUCCUCCAGCACCAUAAUUCAAAAGCAUCAAUGAAAUUAAUGGUAAAAACAGUAAAAAUAUCUCCUUAACGUGCAAACUAUAUAUUCAGCAGUAAACAGUUCUCCCCCGUUUGCAGGUUGCAUGGCCGAGAGGCUGAAGGAGAAGAUCCUGGAGCGGGAGAAGUUAGUCGACGUCGUGGCAGGCCCUGAUGCUUACCGCGACCUUCCCAGGCUCCUGGCAGUGGCCGAAACAGGCCAGCAAGCCGCCAACGUCCUGCUCUCCCUGGAUGAAACUUACGCAGACAUCCUUCCUGUCCACACCAGCACCAGCCCCACGUCGGCCUUCGUGUAAGUGCCGGGUGGGCUGCUUGCUCCUUCGGUCAGGCUCUGUGGGGUUGCGAGUUCAAGUGCUCUUGCACACGGGUUGCGAAUCUGUUCAAAGUGACCAGAGCUCUUUGAGGUCCCAAGUCUCUCAUCUUCAUGCAUGCAUCUGCCUCCCUCUGAGUUGCAGAGCCUGCUUCUUUCUACGAGCCAAGCUCCAUGGGCUGCAGGCAGUUGGAUCUGAAAUAGCCUCAUUUUAAAAAUCAAGAUGCUAGCCCUCAUGUUUGAAUAUACAAUCUGAAGAAAUUGCAGUUGGCAUUUCCUGAAGGCUUUUUUUAAAAAAAAUGCGGUUUAAGUUCUGUUAGCUUUUAAUUUCUUUUUAGUGGUUAUAUUUUCCAUAUUUUUAGCUUAUGUUUUAUUUGUGUCAUUUUGAUAAACCACCUUGAAUCCUGGGAUAUAAAUGGUGAUUACACACACAUAUAAUCUACACUACUUGCUCAAAGUGGUUUACAAAAAGAUAAAACAAUAAAAUUGAGAAAAAUUCACCACCGUGUUUAAAACAUACAAAAAGUUUAAAUACUAAAGCAGGCUAAAAUUUGCACCAACUUUCUAAGCAUGUCGGUACACUUGGCUGAACAGGAAUGUUUUUGGUAGGUGCUGAAAACCUUCCCCAUAAUUAAUAUUAGUAAAGGGGAAAACACAUUCGGGAGGCUCCCCAGAGUCAAAUCUUGGCUCUCAUACCCUUUCCUUCACGGCUCCUUUUAAGCAUCCUGAUUUUCCUCCCUGUCGCUUGGAGGCAAAUUAGGUAUUGCAAUUGGAACAGACCAUAGAAUUUGAUUUAAGGUUGAUCCCAUCCUUUUUGUGCAGGGGCCUUGGUCUGUCCAGCUGGGGAGGGGUGUCAUAAGUGUCAGGAGUUCAGCCUACGCUUGAGUAGGACCCUGAUAGAGACACAUGCCUGACUGGUAUGUUCUCUCCCUCCUGGUCAUUUGUUUGGGAGCUUCAAAAGCUUUCUUCUGCCUGAAUAGCACAGCGACCGAUGCCAACAGACAUUGGCACACUUAGGGAUCAGCAAAGUCUUCGCAGUUUAUGUAACAGACCUCAGCAACUCAGCAUUUUGGCUAAUCUACUUUAUUUACAUAUAAAAACACACGGAGCACUGCAACAUGGCUCCCUCUCUCUCUAGCAUCAGACAGCAAAGAGGAAAAAGAACAAAGGACAAUAGUCCCACUUCACGGAACACAGUAACACAAACAUCUCCAUCACUUCCCACUUUGUGGAGUCAAAACAUAUACCGUCAUGUGAAAGACAACAAUCCCAUGACUGCAGUCACGGAGCAGGAAAUUUAACAAUAAGAAGAGCCUCCAGGAUCAGGCCAGUGGUCCAUCUAGCUCAGUAUCCUGGUCUCACAGGGGCCAACCAGAUGACUCUGGGGAAGCCAGCAAGCAGGAACCCAGCUCUCUCCUCCUGGAACUGGGACUCUGUUGAGGCAGAGCGUAGCCAUCUUGGCUAAUAGCUGUUGAUACCCUCUCCUCCAUAAAUUUGUCCAGUCCUCUUUUAAAGGCAUUCGAAUUGCUGGUCAUCACUGCCUCUUGUGGGAGGGAGUUCCACCGCUUAACUUUGUGCUGUGUGAACAAGGACUUCCUUUUAGCUGUCCUGAAUCUUCCAACAAAUUGGUCUGGCAGACUUGGCGUAUAUCUCAGUCCUGGGAGGGGAAACGGAGACCGUGAAAAACUCCCCUGCCUUGGAAGCAAACCGAAGCCAGUCUGGCCACCACCUACCUACCCACCCCAUGGGGGACUUCUCUCUCUCUCUCACAGGUCCAUCAUGCGCGGCUGCGACAACAUGUGCACCUACUGCAUCGUCCCCUUCACCCGCGGGCGCGAGAGGAGCCGGCCAGUGGCCUCCAUCCUGCAGGAGGUGCAAGCACUCUCAGACCAGGUGACCAGCCCCACUGCAAAACUCGCCUGCUGCAUUGUGGGCAGGGAGGUGGGAUGAGACCUGGAAGCCAGAAAUGGGGCUCUCCAGGCCCAGAGGGUGGGUGUGCUCCCCCCAGGCCUCUCUGCCUGGGCCCAGCCUUAUUCCUCACUGUAGCGUUCCCAAAACAAGGAAGGAUUGGACUCUGAUUAAUAGAAUACACAUGAGACUUGACUAGUAAGACUCUGAGAGGGGUGCGUAUAAUAAUAACUCGUCUCCACCCCUCGGCCCAGGUCGUUUUAUUCACAAAAGAAUUUUUUACACAGUGUUCGUAAGGACCAAUCAGAUUUCCUCUGAGCGUUUCAACAAACCCCACGUGGGGACAAAGUUAAACUACAAAAAGCUAAUUUAAGCAUGCAUACUUCUGGGGUAAAUAAAACAGGACUAAAAAGGAGGAAUGCAUUCAGCAACCCCAGAGGUCAUAAACAAGCAGUAAACAUGAGAGGAAGGAUGGCAAGGAAGAUAGGGAUCUUUAUCACCUUCAUGUGAAAAACUAUUUCCUGGCCCUGAGAUUAACAAAAUCAAGGAAGGGUACAUCCAAGAAACCUAUUAAUUUAUGGCCUAGGAUGCCUGGUGCAGCAACCAGCAACUGGCCUGUAUCCUAGAAUGCUUAUACGUGCCUGUCAGGCAGAGAGAAAUGGGCAGUAGAGGAAAAAUGGCAUAAAUGUAGAACCUUGUUGGAUUUGAUCAGAAAUUAUUGUCAAUGAAUCAAACCCAGUCAACACAAUGCUUUCAUCGCGGACACCAUGGCCUGAUGCAUAUUUUAUAAUUCCUCAUAGUAAUCCCAUCUGAUCACUACACUCACCAUGCCUGCUUUGCACCCCAGCACCCUCCAUUCCUGAGUUUUGUUUUGCCUCGGCUGGAAUGCUGCUGUGACCUCUGGUGAUGCUUAUUGCUUGCCUGGAUGCAAUGUAAAAUGCCUUUGUUUCCUGGCUUCUCCUGCCACCCUUUCCGCUGUGCCAAUAAUGACCCGCUGCCUCCCUCUGCAGGGGGUGAAGGAGGUGACCCUGUUGGGCCAGAACGUCAAUAGCUACCGGGACACCUCCGAGGCCCAGUUCCUCUCGGCGACCCCAACUCAGCUGAGUCGCGGCUUCAGCUCUGUCUACAAGCCCAAGCAGGGCGGGUUGCGCUUUGCGGACCUCCUGGACCGGGUGUCCGCCAUCGAUCCAGAAAUGAGGAUCCGUUUCACUUCCCCGCACCCCAAGGACUUCCCGGACGAGGUGAGUUUGGCUCUCCUUCCUCUGCUGGCCUACUGGACUAGGGCAAGUGGUUUCCCACAGCCUGGGGUCCACUGAUGGCCGCUGUGUUUUCGGCAGGUCUUCCAGCUCAUGAAGGAGAGGCACAACAUCUGCAAACAUCUGCACCUCCCGGUCCAGAGCGGAAGCACCCGUGUCCUGGAGGCAAUGAGGAGAGGGUGAGUCGGAGCUCUUGCACAUUUUAGAUAUCCCUACUAUAUCAAAACUUUCCCCAAAAUAUCCCAGUCCUUGCUGGGCAGCAGCAGCAGUUCUUAUGAAGCCUGUCUGUAUCUGUAUGCCACAGGGUACCAGUGCCUCCUAACUUCGCCCUCUCUGCUUCACCCACCCAGAUAUACCCGGGAAGCUUACUUGGCGCUCGUACACCUCAUCCGAGACUCUUUGCCAGGUUGGUUUCUCCUGUAGCCGUUGUUGCUGAUUCUUACUCUUCCCCCUUCCCUACUGGCUUGACUUACAUCUUUAUGGUCUUUCAGCUUCACCUGUGAGCCCGUGUGAAAGUGCAGUGCCGGGGCUGCAUUGCAUAAGGUGUAUUUCUCUGUGUUGGUGUGAUGGGGAAAUAGUUCUGCUUCCAGAGACUGGAGAUUCGUGGGCAAGGGAGCGCCAGGAGAGGGUGCCGGAUUGGGGAGCUGAAGAAGCAGGGUGGGUUCAAGGCCAGGUGGCCAGAAUGAUAUUAAAGACAAGGUUGCUCAAAAUGUAUGGUGCUGGUGGUGUCACAGAUUGCGUAGAUUUGUAGAACGGGAAGGGACGCCAAGAAGAAUGUGACAGCCAAAUUCUCAGGCUGUCAGAUGGAAGCAUAGAGCGGCUGGGAACUGAUCCGCUGCUCUCAAGACACACGUACAGUUUUCCUUGGAGCAAGGGGCUGGGCGAGAGGCUGCCCUCUUCUUGCUGAGGUUUCCCCAAAAUGAGAGUUUUGACGGGCACCUCAUUCCAGAGCUGAGCGAAGUUAGGAAUUCCUUCCUGAGGUUUAAUGGUCAUAAGUGGGUUGUUGUUUUUAUUUUGAUUAUGUAUUUUUUGGUUUUAUAUUUUGAUUUUGUUCUGUGAACUGCCCUGAGACCUCCAGGUAUAGAGCGGUACAGUGGUACAUCAGUUUAAGAACAGUCCUGUUUACGAACGAUUCGGUGUACGAACUCCACAAAACCGGAAGUAGUGUCUGGUUUGCGAACUUGACCUUGGUCUGAGAAUGGAAUCUGAACGGUGAAAGGGCCCUGGCAACGGGAGGCCUCAUUAGGGAAAGUGCGCCUCGGUUUAAGAACGGUUUCGGUUUAAGAAUGGACUUCCAGAAUGGAUUAAGUUCGUAAACUGAGGUACCACUGUAUAUACUGUAUUUUUCGCUCUAUAGGACGCACCGGACCAUAGGAUGCACCUUGUUUUAGAGGGGGAGAACGGGGGAGGGAAUUCUCCCCCUCUCUGCUCAUCGCCCCUUCAGCAAAGCGGCAGGAGAAACGGAGCCCCUUCCAUUUUACCCCCGCUUCGCUGAAGGGGCGCUGCGCAGAGAGGGAAAACUGUGUAGCGCCUCUCCAGUGAAGUCUGGAGAGCAAGAGGGAUUGGUGUGCACCGACGCCUCUCGCUCUCCAGGCGGCUAUCCACAAGGCUUCGGAGCGCAGCGGGAACUCCUGCUGCGCUCCGAAGGCUUGCGGAUAGCUGCCUGAAGCCUCCGGAGUGCAGCGGGAGUUCCCGCUGCGCUCCGGGGGCUUCAGGCGGCUUCAGCGAAAGCAACGCGAAGCCUCUGGAGCACGGGGGGAGCUCUCCUGCCCUUCAGAGGCUUCGUGUUGCUAUCACUUAAGCCAAGGAGCCUGCAUUCACUCCAUAAGACGCACACACAUUUCCCCUUAAUUUUUGAAGGGGGAAAAGUGCAUCUUAUAGAGCGAAAAAUAUGGUAAAUUCAGUAAAUAAUAAGUGUGUGCUGAUACCGAAAGAACCUCCUUGUUCUUCGCUGGUUUCCACCUGCUGCACCAUCCCAUUCUCUCUGAUUCCCGCUGAGUGUCUCACUUUGUCCCCUUCAUGUUGCAGAUGUGACUCUCAGCAGCGACUUCAUUGCUGGCUUCUGCGGGGAGACGGAAGACGACCACCAGCAGACACUGUCCCUCCUUCGCGAGGUCCGCUACAACACGGCCUUCAUCUUUGCUUACAGCAUGAGGGAGGUGAGAACGGUAGCCCCUUACUGAACGGACCAAGCAAGCACAUUCUGCCUCCAAGUCCCAGGGAGGGGGGGGGAUCCUGGAAGGGACCCCCAAAGGUCAUUUAGUCCAACCCCCUGCAGUGCAGGAAUCACAGUUAAAGAAGCUAUGGAAGCCAUCCUCUGCUUAGCAACCUCCGAGGGAGAGGCCACCACCUCCUGAGGGAAUCCAUUCCGCUGUUGAAUGGCUCUUGCAGUCAGAAAGUUCUUCCUAAUGUUGCGUUGGAAUGACAUAAAAUUGACAUUUCAAAUGACAUGAAAGGGUUCCGCUCUCCAGAGCAGGAGAAAACAAGCUUGUUCCCUCUUCCAUGUGACAGCCCUUCAGAUAUUUGUGUUUUGUUUUUUUAAAAAAAUAUUGUUUUCCUUAUACAUACUUUUAUAAUACAAUACAAUAAAUCACUUAAAUACUUUUAGCUCUGCCGAGCUUGCGACCUCCCUCCCUUCAGCGAGUAUCCCUUAUUUUCUUAUAUCGCGCAUUAUAUUUUUAAACUUAUAUCUGCUGUACAUUGUAAGAGCUAUUUCAGUCCUACCAGUGUUUUUAAAGUUUUACAAUUAUCCUUUAUAUACACCAUAAAUUUGCUCCAACUUUAUUGAAACCUCUGAUUGUCCUGAUCUUGGAUUCUUCCUGUCAGUUUGGCUAGCUCCGCAUAACCCGUCAUUUUCGUCUGCCACUCCGCAAUAGUAGGAAUUUCUUGUGAUUUCCAGUUUGGGACGAAGCCCUUCAGAUAUUUGAAGGUGGCUGUCAUAUCACCUCUCAGUCUUCUUUCCUCCAGGCUAAACAUACCAUAUUUUUUGCUCUAUAAGAUGCACUAUUCCCCCUUCUAAAAAGUAAGAGGAAAUGUGUGCUCGUCUUAUGGAGCGAAUGCAGGCUGUGCAGCUAUUGCUGAAGCCAGGAGAGCGAGAGGGAUCGGUGUGCACCGAUUCCUCUUGCUCUCCUGGCUUCAGGGAUAGCCACACAAAGCCUCCUGAGCGUGGCGGGAGGAGCGCUCCCCCUGCCCUGAAGAGGCUUGGCAUGGCUAUCCCAGAAGCCAGAACAGCAAGAGGGAUCGCUGCUUUCUCUGUGCAGUGAUCCCUCUUGCUGUUCUGACUUCGCUUCGCUGGAGAGCUGCUGUGCAGCUUCCCUCUCUGCGCAGUGCCUCUUCAGUGCUGAAGAGGUGCUGCGCAGAGAGAGAAAGCUGUGCAGCGCCCCUUCAGCAAAGCAGGAGGAGAAACGGAGCACCUUCCGUUUCUCCUCCCGCUUUGCUGGAGAAAAGUGGGAGGAGAAAUGGAAGGGGUUCUCUUUCUCCUGCUACUUCGCUGAAGGGGCGCUGCGCAGAGAGGGAGAGAAUAUUUUUUUUCUUGUUCUCCUCUAAAACUAUUUGCAUCUUAUGGUUGGGUGCAUCUUAAUAGAGCGAAAAAUACGGUAGCCAGCUCCUUCAACCGUUACUCAUAAGGCAUGGUUUCUAGACCCUUGAUCAUUUCAUUCGUCCUCCUCUGCACACCUUCCAGCUUGUCAACAUCCUUCUAAAAUUGUGGUGCCCAGAACUAGACAUGGGACUCCAGGUGUGGUCUGACCAAGGCUGAAGCCUAUGACUUCCCUUGAUCUGGACAUAACUUCUAUUGGCCCCUUCCAACUCUACAAUUCUCUGAUUCCCAUUGCAGAAUUUGAAGAGCCACAGAAUUUUGAACAUGGUGUGUGCAGAAUGCAGGUGACCCCUUUUUAACAAGGUGCAGGGAUUCUGCCUCCGAGUCACUGGCACUUUGUUUCCCCAGAAAACCCGGGCGUUUCACCGCCUGCAGGAUGACGUGGCUCCUGAAGUGAAGCAGAGGCGGCUGAAGGAGCUCAUGACCGUCUUUCGCGAGGAGGCAUCCUGGGCAAACGCAGCCGCUGUGGGACAAGUGCAAGUGGUCUUGGUAGAGAGUGUGAGUGCCACUUUGAUAAAUGCUGCAGGAGUCCAGAGGGCGGAGGCAGAGAGCGGUCUUAGUCCUCCCAGGACAUUCUAGACAAGAUCUCAAAGUAGCUGUCAUAUUACAAAAGAAUUUCAGAAAUAGACUGGAAAGAGAAGUUGCUGAAUUGCAACUUAUUACCACACUUAAAACAAUGGAGACCUGGUCUGAAUGGAGACAUUGGAUUCUUAUCUCAUUAUACAUGAUAUAGCUAUUUUUAGCCAUCUCACCCCUUGCUUUUUCCUGUAAGACCAAUUGCAGUUGUUAAAAGUCGUCAACAGGUUUACCACACCUAUCAGCCAGUCACCCAUUCCCACCCCCCUUCUGAGUAAGACCCCUCCCCACCCUCCCACUAUAUAUAAGGGUCUGGUGACUUCUGUUUCAAUGUAUCUGAAGAAGUGUGCCUGCACACGAAAGCUCAUACCAAGAGCAAACUGAGUUGGUCUCUAAGGUGCUACUGGAAGGAAUUGUUUUUUAUUUUGUUUCGACUACGGCAGACCAACAUGGCUACCUACCUGUAAUUAGUCCUCCCAUGUCUGCCUCUUCUGCACAUAGCGGGUGGUGGUGUCAGGGGGUCUGCUUUUAGCAUCAAAAGAGGGGAGCAGAGAGGAGAGGAGCUGAGCUUGCUGUGUGUCUCCACCCCCAUCAUUCUGCCCGGACACUGAGGGCCUUCUGGCAGUUCCCUCGCUGCGAGAAGCCAAGUUACAGCGAACCAGGCAGAGGGCUUUCUCGGUAGUGGCGCCUGCCCUGUGGAACACCCUCCCACCAGAUGUCAAAGAGAAAAAUAACUACCAAACUUUUAGAAGACAUCUGAAGGCAGCCCUGUUUAGGGAAGCUUUUAAUGUUUAAUAGCUUAUUGUAUUUUAGUGUUCUGUUGGAAGCCGCCCAGAGUGGCUGGGGAAACGCAGCCAGAUGGGUGGGGUGUAAAUGAAUUAUUAUUAUUAUUAUUAUUAUUAUUAUUAUUAUUAUUAUUAGCUACAGUAUCUGGGACUGUCUUCAAGGGCAGCCCUUUGCAGAAUGCAUUACAGUAAUCAAGCUGGGAACAUGAGAACCUAGGAAGACCCCACUGGAUCAGGCCAAUGACCCAUCUAGUCCAGCAUGCUGUUCUCACCGCGGCUGAUCAGAUGCCCCCAUGGGAAACACGCAAGCAGAAUUCAACCACUCUCCCCUCCUGCGGUUUCCAGCAGCUGGUAUUCAGAAGCAUUUACUGCCUCCAGUUGUGGAGACAGAGCCAAGCCACCAUGGCUCUGCCUCCAAAGUAGGCUUUAAUAGCUUUUCCCAUGAAUUUGUCCUAUCUUCUUUUAAGGUGGCCAUCACUGCCUCCUGCGACAGGGAGUUCCAUGGAUUAACUCUGUGCUGUGUGAAGGACUUUAUCUGUCCCAAAUCUCCCAACGUUCAGCUAAAUUGGAUAUCCAAGAGGUCCAGUGUUAGGAGAGAGGAAGAAAAACCUUCCCCACUUUCUCCAUUCCGUGCAUGAUUUUUUAAACUUCUGCAUGUCACUUUUUCCUUGAGUCUUUUCUAAACGAAAAAGCCCCCUUCCUUCAUAAGGGGGACAUUCAUCUCCCUGAUCUUUUUGUUGUCCUAAACUGUCCUGAACUUGGAAAUUUGUAAGGCUGUUGCCCAAGCUUUUUCCUUCCAGGCUCAGGAAUGCCUAUCAAAUCCUGAAAUACCCUCAAUCCUAAUAAUUUGGACUGCUCGUAUUCAGCAGUUUGGCAAGCUUCCCUUCUUGGAAUGAUAUCCCAUAAACUAAAAGUAUCUGAAGGGCAGAACUCAAAUGCUCUUUUUAAUUGAUAUAUGGCACAAUUACAUUCCUUAUACACACAUUGAAGCAAAAGAUCACUCAUUGACGGCUCGUUUAAGACUCUAUAGAAGCUUUAUUCUCAGUCAUGAUGGAAUUCACAGGUGGAGAACAGUUAUUUUUACAAAGCUUUAUUAUUUGUAAAGGGAAUCUUUAUAAACAAUAUUUGAUUUAUCUCAUUGGAGCUGUGCUGUAUCUUUGUACUUUUUUCCUUCUCGGCUGUGAUGCUUCAUGCUUUACAUUUUCAAUCUUUUGCCCCUCUUUGCUAUGUUUGCAUUAUGUUGUUGUUGCUAAUUAACCAAUAAAAUAAAUAAAUUUUAACACACGCCCUCCUUGCUUCCCCAGACGAGCAAACGCUCAGCCUUGGACCUGUGUGGCCGGAACGAUGGCAACAUCAAAGUGAUCUUCCCAGAUGUGGAGGUGGAUGACGGCACCGGCUUGGGAUCCAAAGUCCGAGUCCAGCCGGGCGAUUAUGUCCUGGUGAAGGUGAUUGACCAGUCCCUUGCUUUUUCCUAGGUGGAAGCAAAUGGCCUAAGGAGAGAGUAGCAGCUAAAUGUGCUCCAAGGCCAAAUGAGUCCAGCAUCCUGGCCUCCUCAAGUGACCAACCAGAUGCCCUAAUGGGGGAAGCCCUAAAAGGGGUGUCGGGGGGGGAGGGCAGCAGCCCCUCUCCUCACUUGGGGCCCCAGAAACUGGUAUUUCAGGGCAUGCUGCCUCCGACAGUACAAGCAGAACAUAGCCAUCAGGCCUAGUGACCGCCUAUGGCCAUCUCCCCCUCCAUUAAUUGUCUAAUCCAGGGGUCAGCCAACUUUUUCAGCAGGGGGCCGGUCCACUGUCGCUCAGACCUUGUGGGGGGCCAGACUAUAUUUUUUUUGGGGGGGAGAAAUGAAUGAAUUCCUAUGCCCCACAAAUAACCCAGAGAUGCAUUUUAACAAAAGGACACAUCCUACUCAUGUAAAAACAUGCUGAUUCCCGGACCGUCCGUGGGCCGGAUUGAGAAGGCGAUUGGGCCGCAUCUGGCCCACGGGCCUUAGGUUGCCUACCCCUGGUCUAAUCCUCUUUAAAAGCUAUUCAGGUAGUUGACUGUCACUGCCUGCUGGAGGGAGUUCCAUAGUUUACUAUACACGAGAAAAAUCCUAGUGCCUGAUUUUUAUUUUAUUUCACAAAAUGUCUACGCCGCGUGAUUGGAUUUUUUAUUUUUUUAAAAAAGUCCUUCAAGCGGGUUACAAAAAGAAAAGAUAAUUCUUCUUAGUGAUAGUUUUAUUGUUUUAGCAGCAAUAAUUUAAGACUUUUAGCAAAGUGAAAAUAACUCUAGGCUAAAAACGGACGAAAUCUCUCACCAACUUUCUAAAUGUCUGCAUCGGCUUGUCUAAACAAAGAUGACUUAUAGUGGGUGCCAAAGAGAGUACAGUGGCACCUCGGGUUAAGAACUUAAUUCGUUCUGGAGGUCCGUUCUUAACCUGAAACUGUUCUUAACCUGAAGCACCACUUUAGCUAAUGGGGCCUCCCACUGCCGCUGCGCGAUUUCUGUUCUCAUCCUGAAGCAAAGUUCUUAACCCGAGGUACUACUUCUGAGUUAGCAGAGUCUGUAACCUGAAGUGUUUGUAACCCGAGGUACCACUGUACAAUGAAAGCGUCUUGCCUGAUAUCAAUAGGCAGGGAGUUCCAAAGUGCAGGCACUGCCAGUUCCACAGAUGGAAGCGGUUGAGUGGUUGCAUCUGGAGGUCAGGCGAUCUUGCAGGUGAACUCACCGGUUCCUUAUUACGGGGGCACCUCCUAACAUGCAUACGCACCUUCCUUCUUUCCAGAUCUCCUCUUCCAGCUCCCAGACGCUGAGGGGCAUCCCACUCCGCCGAACCACACUGAAAGGAUCCACAGCGUUUGGAGGAGCAAACUGA